Molecule: messenger RNA, 369 nt
Organism: Zingiber officinale
Lineage: Eukaryota; Viridiplantae; Streptophyta; Magnoliopsida; Zingiberales; Zingiberaceae
Source: the annotation of a RefSeq genome assembly
AUGAUUCAACCUCAAACCCUUUUGAAUGUAGCGGAUAACAGCGGAGCCCGAGAAUUGAUGUGUAUUCGAAUCAUAGGAGCUGGUAAUUAUAGAUAUGCUCAUAUUGGUGACGUUAUUGUUGCUGUAAUUAAAGAAGCAGUGCCAAAUAUGCCACUAGAAAGAUCAGAAGUAAUUAGAGCUGUAAUUGUACGUACUUGUAAAGAACUCAAACGUGACAACGGUAUCAUAAUACGAUAUGAUGACAAUGCUGCGGUUGUCAUUGAUCAAGAAGGAAAUCCAAAAGGAACUCGGGUUUUUGGUGCGAUCGCUCGAGAAUUGAGACAGUUGAAUUUUACUAAAAUAGUUUCAUUGGCUCCCGAGGUAUUAUAA